AUGACAGAGUACGACUACUCGCCAGAGGCCUACGAACGCUACAUGGCCAAGCAGCACUCCAUUGCUAACUGGGUCAGCAAAACAAAUUCCUACCCCCCGGCCAACCCAUUUGUGCCUACCACACCCGCCGUCCAGGCCAAGUCACUUCAACGCGAUAUGACAAGGUCAAACACCUCACCCGCUGUGGCGUACCCAGCGCACGGUAAUCAACCUUACGUUCACUCCGGAAAGCAACCGCUCGUCGUCCCGAUAGGCGGCGGUCAAUACGUAGUCGUUCCUCCGAAGGGCACUCGAAUGGAAAUGAUGCAUCAAGCCAAAUAUCCGCAAUACAUCCCUCAACCCGCCCCCAUCCCUGUACCUCCGCCUGUUAUGCCCUCUCCAACCAAACAACAACCUCUCCUCAAACGCUUGUUUACCGGCCUUACGCGAGGUGGUAGCAAGCAAACGUCGAACGGGAGUGGAAUGUUCGGCAAGGGGCGCCGGGGGAGGAGGAACAGUUAUUGA
Pleurotus ostreatus (oyster mushroom) is the source of this 504-nucleotide messenger RNA. RefSeq lists its product as uncharacterized. The transcript is spliced from 4 exons. The record is from RefSeq and is a predicted model, not a curated record. Lineage: Eukaryota; Fungi; Basidiomycota; Agaricomycetes; Agaricales; Pleurotaceae. Bases 1 to 504 code for a protein of 167 amino acids.